AUGUUUCUAAUUUUGGCUACUUCAGUGUUACUCUCAUGCGUACCCUUUCUGACUUGCACUACGAAUGCGCCUAGUGGUGUUUGCAUACCUCAAGUCUCAAUUCAACUAGCAGAUUCUGCUCCUGCGUCCAAAUCUGUGCUAUCAACCGUCAGAGAGCUGUUUAAAGUGUUGUCCUACUUCCUGAUGGAUUUUGGAGCUACAACAGCUGAGAUUGACCUCAUCAACACACAGAUCGACGAUUACUACAGAGUCAAUGCCAUUGAAACUUUCAAUGAGGAUACCGUGUAUAGGCUAAACUACUGGGGAUAUUGUCGAUUAGCACCUAGCGAUUAUUCUUACUUCUGUAUGAACAGCUAUGGAUUUGAUCUUUUGGCUGUUCUUAUUAGGGAUGCUGGUGUACAACUUGCUGCUUUAACCGGGACAAACGUUGAGAUAAUGGGUGAUAGCUUCGCUUUAACUUACGAAUUGGCAAUAUCCAGUUUCAAUAAAUUGCUU
Williopsis jadinii is the source of this 495-nucleotide messenger RNA. RefSeq names its product Sma2p (gene SMA2). The annotation marks the transcript as partial. The record is from RefSeq and is a predicted model, not a curated record. NCBI's taxonomy places the organism in Eukaryota, Fungi, Ascomycota, Saccharomycetes, Phaffomycetales, Wickerhamomycetaceae. The transcript has a single exon.